Moneuplotes crassus is the source of this 1664-nucleotide messenger RNA. NCBI's taxonomy places the organism in Eukaryota, Ciliophora, Spirotrichea, Euplotida, Euplotidae. The record is from the annotation of a GenBank genome assembly.
AUGGAAGAGAUUUAUCCCAAUAGAAUAGAUGACCAUGUCUCUUUUAGAAGGACGAAGAAAAAGUCAAGUAAAGCUCAUGAAAAUAGUGUAUCGUAUUUUUCAAAGAGUGCUUUUCAUAAUAAGCAUCAUAGAAAUCAUUCAAAGAGAUCAAGCCAAGAUAGCUACCUACCUCCAAAGUUUGUCUCAUCUGAUAAUGAAGGCGUCGAAGAGAUCUUGAGAGAGAACUCUGUGCUGGAUAGUUCACAUAGAAGAAAGAAGAUCAUAUCUACACCUAGAGGAAAAGAUCCAAGCAAUUUAGCUAAAGCAUUAAAGACUCCUGUAUUUUCUAGAAGUGCUAAUAAGUCAGGUAAUUGCUCAAAAGGAAGCCAGCAAAAUUCAUCGAAACGAUCUAAACCAAAGCAAAAGAGGAUGCUAUAUGAGGAGUAUCAAACCUUCGGUAAUACAGAAGGUAAUGACAAAGUAGCAGAAGAGGAUGAUCCUACUGCUGGGUGGAUCAAAAUCAAUAAUAAAAGAAUGAGAAAUGUUCCAAAUGAGGAACAGAAAUACGAUACUUUUUGGAAUAACAAAUAAUAAAAAGUAUAUUCCAUCUGACAGCUCAGUAAAACACUCAGUUUUUUCAUCUCAAAACAAUGAAAAGAUGUCUCAAAGAAGAGCUCAUUCAAAACUUAAGAACGCCCUUGCACUCUCAAGAAAGAGAAUUGAACACUUUAAUGAACACAAGAGUAGCUCUCCAGUUAAGACAACUCGAGAUGUAAAAGCUAGUUAUACUGAUGUUGAUGAACAGUAUUACAAUGUCUCAACUAGAUUCCCAAAAGCAAGGACACCUUCCAAAACUCUUUUCACAACCCACUCUCAGAGCACUCUUCCUCACUCAAGGAUUGGAAAUCAGAAAGGAAGACCUCCUAAGCAAUUAUUCGGUCCAAAAGCAGUCAGAAGGGAGCAGCCAGUGUCUAUGGAGGAUGCUUCCGACCGGUUCCUGAGUGAAUAUCACUCUAUUGUCACUACGAACAAAAGGGAUUUACAGGAGCUGAUCUCCUAUAAAAGGGAUGUAAAGCUGGUCUUAGCCGAGCAUAGGGUAUCAGUUCAAGAUACGCUCAAAGAUAUCUCAAAAAUCCAGGACAAGAACAAAUAAACUUCAGAGGAAAGCGCAGAAACAAAAUGAGCAGAACUCUAAGCUCUCAGGAGAAAUUGAGGAGUUAAGAGAAAUCUCCAGACUUCUCAAACAAAGGGUCAAUGAAAGGAACCAACAAUAUAGAAAGGAGAAAGUAGAACUUAAAAAUCAUGUGGCCUUCCUAAAAGAUUCUAUUCUUGAACUUCAGACAGAAAUAGGAGGAUACAGGCAAGAAAAUCAGGAUACGAAAGCUGAAGUUAAAAUCAGAAAAGAAGAGCUCGAAAAUUGCUUAGUUGAUGCAGAGGAAAUCAUAUCUACAUUAAAAAGAAAGAUUAGGCAUGCUAAUAAUAGGCAAAAGAAGAGAGCCAAUAGGACUAAAUAUCUUAACACCAAAUUUAACAACGCUGUGAGAGAGGAUGAUUACAGAACACUUCAUAAUCAUAGCUACAGGGUAGAUAACCCUAAGACAUCAAAGAGGUACCAGACUAACUCUAGGUCAAAGAAAUACCUCUAAAGUAGAUCUAGUCAUGAUUAGAUUCAUGUAAAAGUGUCA